AUGAAGGUCGUCAUCUCUCAUCUGAUCAGCGCCAUUAGUGCUGUUAGCGCUGCUAUUGCCGGCGCGAAGGCCGUGGUCACGGAUGCAGUUGAUAGCCUUAACGUUACCUCCAUCCUCCCUGAAGGAUACACUGCUAUUCCCUUCUCUAUGGACGUUUCUCUUGAACCCGGCGGUGAGGUGAUGACUUUUAACGGUACAGUCACGGACAUCCUCGCUCAGAUCCAGAGCAUCAAGCCUGACUUCACCUGGGACAACUACGGAUCUGCUGCACCUUCGACUGGAGUUUCCAAGUACAAGCGAACCAAGUCUAAGAUUCUUUGCAACAUUCCCAAUCACGACCACGGACUACGAUAUAUCCUUUUAUCGGGUUAUGACUUCUUGAAGAAUAUCCACACAGAUUGCAAGAUCGACGCAGGACCCAAGAAGUGCGCUAUGCUCUAUUGUAUGAAGGGCACCUCGAUUUGGAUGUGCAAUGACAACAGUACUCCCAUUAGUCGAGACUGUGCCUACAUCGCUACCUAUGUCCUAGAUAUCAUUGGCGCCGAAAACUGCCAGUCCCGCGGCAGUAUGGGACCUACGACUUGGACUCAAGGGCAGGAGUUCGACACAGACAACUUCAAUGUCAUUGCCGGUGGCGGUGGCUGCUCGUAG
Molecule: messenger RNA, 651 nt
Organism: Daldinia vernicosa
Lineage: Eukaryota; Fungi; Ascomycota; Sordariomycetes; Xylariales; Hypoxylaceae
Exons: 4
Coding region: 1-651 (216 amino acids)
Source: RefSeq, a predicted model, not a curated record